AUGGUUUCCUCCUCCGCAAUCCCCUCUCCCUCCGACCGGCAACGGCGCAUAAUCCAGCUCGCCAACGACUGGGCCCUUUUAGACCUUCAACCUUCCUCCGCACCACCACCACUAACCCGGCCCGAUCAAGCCCCGUCAUUCCGGACCCCCGGCGACGAUGGUGUGGCUGAACAACUUCUGUUUCGGUACCGCCAGCAAACCGCAUCCACUCCGCCGGGGCAACCGUCCCUUUCAUCAUCCUUCUCAAACCCUCUGCUUAAACGCUCCUUUACCUCCAAAAAAGCUCAGUCCGCCAAGUCCGCCCGUCUCGUGUUUGAGACCCUCCUUGACUACAUCCGGAGUGGGUCGGCUUCUCCCGGCGUUGUCGAGGCACUUGUCGCCCAGCUCGGAGGAGCAGGCGGCGGACUUGAUGUUCCUCCCCGACAAAAGAGUAAAAAUCUCUUGCACUCUAGGAGGAAGAGCUACGAGAAUGGCUUCGAGGAACGAGGCCAGGUUCUCAAGGAAGCCGUGCAGCGUGGUCCCGUUGACGUCGUCAGCGUUCUUGUCCCGUUUGCCGACCCAGCAUCCCUGGAUGCUUCGGUAGCGCUGGCAAUCCAGCUGCGCAACAUCGCGAUGACUGAGAUUCUUUUACGCUAUGGGGCCAGAGUGUGCGAUUCGACGGUCGCGCAAGAUGAGUUUCGCAAACUCUGCGUUGAGGGGGGCAACCACGAGCUUGUGAGUCUCGUCUUGCGCUCUAAUGGCAGACCGCCCCCAAUCUGCCUGUCUCAAGCCAUGGUUGAUGCGUCGAGGGCGGGAUGCCUCGAGACCGUUUUGCGUCUCAGUCGGUCCUCCGCCGACGGCAGCUUUAACAACGCCGAAGCCCUGAGAAUCGCAAUCGGCCAGGGGAGGCGCGACAUUGCUCUCGCCAUAGUCAUGAGCAACCAGCCUCCCCAGCGACCAGGUUUAGACGAGGCCGUCACCCUUCUAUUUACCCAAUUGAACAUGAGCCCCAAUGAGAAACUCGCACUCGCCGAACUGCUCCUUUGCGCAGGCGCUGCGGGCGAAGCUCUUGAUAUCGGCUUGAUCCACGCAGUUUCCUCCGAAUUCCUUGAACUCGUUAGCCUUUUAAUCAAGUAUGGCGCAUCCCCGACGUUCCAGAACGGCCUUGUUGUCCGUAACGCUGUAUCCAAAGGCCGGUAUAGCCUCGUCGAUGCCCUACUUUCCGGAUCCUCUAGCUUCUCCUCCCUCUACGCUUCCGAGUGCGUCGAAUUGCUCCCGGCCAAUGUUUCGUACGAGUGUCGUCAUUUGAUUCUUACUCAACUGCUCCGCCGCGGCGCCAACGGAACACCCCUGCAUAAUGCUCUCAUCGAUGCUGUCGAAGCUGGAGAUAUCGAGUCCGCACGUUUACUACUCACUCCGCACUUUCCAAAGGGAAAAGGUUCUGAACUUAAUGGCUCUCCUAUUACUGCUUCAGCAGAGCUGUACGAUCGUCAUGACGUCGCUUCGGUGGACCAUAAGGGAGGCCUCGCUUUCAGUAUUGCCGUGACCCGCGGCGAUGUUCCUAUGACGAAGCUGCUCCUCUCGGCGAAGCCGUCUCUCGAGACGUUGGGUCAAAUAUUUCCCGCCGCAUGUGUCUUGUCCGCGGACGAUGCUCGGUACACCAUCGUCGAGGCGUUCCUUCUUGUUGGUCUCUCGGGCAAGCCACUCGACGUGGCACUACAGGAGGCCAUCUCAAAGAAACCGGCGGAGCGCGACGAGAGAUUAAUAUCCAUUCUGCUUGCUCACAACGCAAGCGUCAACUUUGGCGAUGGUGCUGGGUUAUCUGUUGCCAUACAGCAAGGUGACAUGGGCCUUAUCCGUACCCUCGUCGGCGCUGCAUCGCCUGCCACGGCUGCGAAUGCUGUCACGAGUGCGAUGAGGAUCGAAGACGUUGAUGCUAGAAGGGAAGCAAUGGUCUUGCUCUUGGAUGCUGGCGCUGCAAAGACCGGACAGGAAAAUAUCUCCUCGGCGGUCCUGGUGACACUUUCGUCCAAGCCCGUUGAUGUUAGGAUGCUUCGCUUGCUUUUGGAACAAGCUAAAGCUGAUGUCCAGUUUGAGAAUGGCGCGGCUAUUAAUCUAGCCAUAAACGACUCGGAUCCAACAAUUGUCAAACUCCUAUUGAAGCUUUCGAAACCUUCACCCGAGCUCAUGAGAGAACAUCUCUCUGAAUUAAUGAAGCUUCCUUCCACGCAAUCCAAGACCACUAAACUCCAGGCUUUCCUGCCCAUCCUCACACAAGGCGACCUCGAUGAAGCCCUAGUCCUCGAAGUGACUGCGGUGUCGCAAACAAAAGACGAUAAUCUAUCUCUCUCGACCCUAAACACCCUCCUUUCCGCAAAGGCCGACGUCAACGCUCUCAAAGCCCGAGCACUAUGUUUAGCCAUCGGUUCGGCAGACAGCCGCAUCGUCGAUCCCCUCCUCCAUGCGAAACCUACCAAACAAUCCUUGCAGCUCGCCUUCCCCCAUGCAAUCCAUAACAAGGAUCCCGCAAACAGACUCACCUUUGUCAAGCGGCUCAUCGAUGCUGGAGCGCCCAAGCUAGAAGCCACCCGAGCUCUGGCCUAUUGCAUUGAUGCGCAUACUAAUGACAUGCCACUUCUCACUCUUCUCACAGAACACGCCGACACAUCGGAUGGGAUUGCCCUCAUGAAGGCUAUCCGCAAAGAGAGCCCCGCCAUUGUCGGCCUCCUCCUCGACAAAGCCAAGUCGCCUAUCCGAGCUACCGACAAGUCAUUCCUGCAAGCCAUGAAAAUUAGUGACCGACCGGAAAGGCUGAAGAUUGCCGAGCUCCUCCUAAAGAGCAGCAACAUCGUUGGAAAGCAAUCCAUCUCUUCGGGCCUCCUAACUGCCGUAAGCGACGUCGAUUAUGAACUAGGAAGACUCCUAACUUCAGCCGGCGCGAGCCUCGCAGACUGCGACAGCCAAGGCAUCGUCAAGGCAAGUCGCUCGGGAUCCCCGGAGAUGCUGUCCUUGCUCUUGGCCGGUAUGCCGGAGCCAAAGAAGGAAAUACUAGAAGAGGCAUUCCAGGCGGCUACCGAAGUGGGGGACUUGAAGGUCCGGACGGAAAUCCUAGAGAUCCUCCUACGCAGGGGCGUCACAGGGGAUGUCGUCAACGAGCAGCUCGUCUCGGCGGCGCGAUAUGGAGAGGCAGGCCAUGAAAUGCUUCGAGUGCUCUUGGCAGCGGGCGCGAACUUGAAUUAUCACGAUGGCGAGGCUGUCUGCGCUGCUGUGAGAAGCGCAAUUUUACCCAAUUUGGAGCUGCUCCUGGGCCGUGAGCUUGUAGAUCUCAACCAGGAGAAACCAAGCGCUGGCACACUUUCACAGGCAUUAAAGGCUAGCUGGAAGUUGAGCCGAGAGACACGGCGGACAGCCAUUGAAUGGCUCUUUGAGGCCGGUCUCCAAGUGACGUCCGAGUUACAUCUAACCUUGAUAGAAGUCGUCAAUGAAGAGGAUAUCGACGCCGAUCUUAUCGACUUCCUCCUCGAUCACGGCGCAUCCCCACUCCAUAAUAGGGGCAAAGCCAUCAUUGACACUGCAGCGAGAACUUCAACCCAUAUUCUUGGUCGCCUUCUCAAGGGCGUCGAUCCUAGCGACGAACUAGACCACGUCCUGACUUCAACUUUCAAGAGGGAAGACGCAGACAUCUGGUUCUCCAGCGACGGCGCUACGGUCCUCCAAAUCCUCCUCGACAAUUCGCCCGGAAAACGAACGAGCGGUGCCACCCUCACGACUAUCUUGGAGCUAGCAUCGACCAAGCCGCACGAACUCGUAGACUCCUUCGUCAUGACGCUUGUUAGUCACGGGGUCGACGCAAACUACGACCAGGGCAAGCCACUGCGUCUCGCAGCAUCAGCAGCCCAACUCUCCUGGGUCGAUACCCUUCUCGGCGGAGAGCCGUCCUCUGACCCAACGCCCGAAACCCUCUCUAUAGCCCUUUCCCACGUCUUCGAUAACGACGAACUAGACGAAGACGACGCCAUAGCCUUGAUCAGCACCCUAGUCGACUACGAUAAGGACGGAACGAGAAUAGACGUCAUGUACCCCCACCCCAUCCAAAGCCCCAUCCUCGUCCUCGCGCUCGAGCGAUAUCCCCGCUCAGUGGAGAUCCUCCAACUCCUCCUCGACGCAGGCUACUACCACGACCAAAUAGUCCUCUGCCGCGUCCUCCCCGACGUCGAAGAAGAACCCGUCACUCUCCUCACCUGGGCCCUUCUCCAGCCGCAGAAGCGCAUCAGCACAGCCGUCCUCGACCUCCUCCUCUCGCGCGGCGCCAAAGUCAACUUCGAAACGAAAAUCACACGUAUCUCCCCAAUCAUGCUCGCCAUCCGCUCCCGCCGGCAAGACGUCGUCAAAUCCCUCCUCGAGCACGGCGCGGAGGUCGACGGCAUUACGGACGCGACGGGCGCUUCUCCCUUAGCCAUGGCCGUGGGGCUAGGGGGCGACGUCUCUAUACAGAUCAUGACUAACAUCCUUGCGGCUGGGGCGUCGAGGAACGACGGUUCCUUGCACAACGCCGCGAGGGAAUUGAAUCUCCCGGCUCUCCAGGUCCUUAUGAAAUACGGCCACGAUCCGGAUUUCCCGAGUCCGCUUCACGGCGGCCGUACGGCCCUCGCCGAAGUCUGCCGCCACGCCGCAGGCAGCAACAACUCCUUACCACUCGACGCCGCCCGGGAACGCACCCUCGAAAAAGUAAUGACCCACCUCAUCGAAAACGGAAGCGACAUCGCCAUCAAAUCCGACAACAAGUCCGCCCUCCACCUCUCCCUCGAAUCCUCCGAACCCGUCAUAACGACCCGCACGCUCCUCAAAUCCGGCAUGUGGAAACACGUCAACAAGCCCUUCAACCUAUACACCGAUGGCACGCACACGUACUCCCCCACCCUGUACGUCCGACGCAUCCUCCGCACGCACCACUCCGAACAGCUCUACUGGCUCCUCCGCGCUAACCGCUGCGAGGAUAUCUUCUACGCCCAUGAGGGAGCUCAGCCCGAAGGCGCCGUCGGUCUACCCCCGGACAUACUCGCGCAGGAACGAGCCCGCAAGGCGCGUCUCGCGCGCUUGGCCAUGGAGCAAGAAGACCACGCCAUCGCCAUCAGCCGGAUGCGCGCCCUAGCGGACAUCCAGGCGCAGAUCCACCGCGCGCAGGCGGAUUACGAGGCUCUUACGCGGAAAGGCAAACAGCGCGAGGAGUUACAGGCGUUAGAGGAGCGGGCGAAGUUGGAGGAGUCACUCUUCGAGGGAAGUAUGCGCCGGAAGAGGGAGGAGCAGAAGGCGGAUGUAGCGCAUGAGAAGGCCGUUACGGAGGAGAAGCUGGGGAGGUGUAGAGCUGUUUCGGAGAUGGAGUUGGAGGCGGAGGGGAGGAAGGCGGCUGCUUUGUUUGAUUGGGAGGAGAAGAUGGGGAUUCAGAGGGUGGAGAAUGCGAGGGCGCUUCAUGCUAUCCGAGUCGCGGAGAGCCAGGAUAUGGCUAGGCAGGGUUCGAUAAGGAUGUAA
This is a messenger RNA of Scedosporium apiospermum, 5508 nucleotides long. RefSeq lists its product as uncharacterized. The coding region runs from base 1 to 5508 and encodes 1835 amino acids. The transcript has 3 exons. The record is from RefSeq and is a predicted model, not a curated record. Gene Ontology annotation, molecular function: protein binding. Lineage: Eukaryota; Fungi; Ascomycota; Sordariomycetes; Microascales; Microascaceae.